Messenger RNA from Rhizophagus irregularis DAOM 181602=DAOM 197198, 732 nucleotides. The record is from RefSeq and is a predicted model, not a curated record. NCBI's taxonomy places the organism in Eukaryota, Fungi, Glomeromycota, Glomeromycetes, Glomerales, Glomeraceae.
AUUUAUGGAUGAUGUUUUCCUUUUCACGGGUAUUAUUACACUUUGUCUAGUUCCGCAAAGAACAAUUGAAAAGGAUAGAUACAAUAGUAACCAUAGUUAUGAUAUUAACCAUGGUUACUAUAGUUUAUAUGAUAGAAACCAUGAUUACCAUAGUUUAUAUGAUAGAAACCAUGAUUACCAUAGUUUAUAUGGUAGAAACCAUAGUUAUGAUAGUCAUAAAGAAUCAAGAUUUUGGAAAAUUGCGAAAUUGGUAAUAUCCAGGAUGGUAUCGAUAAUGGUAACAAGAAAGAUUGUGUCUAAGACAGGUCUGGCAGCAAUUCCCAUUGGUGGUGUUUUAAUGGCGAUUAGUAAACAUGUUUCCGGACUUGUGGGAGAAAUAUUAUACACUGUAGGUUGUGAUACAUUAACAAGAGGCAUCUUAAGAGACUUAAGUUAUUUCGGCAUUGAAUUUAUUGAUAAUGAAGCAAAUGAAAUCACUCGUAGUAAUAGGGAAUGACUACAAAGCUUUUAAUUGUAUCUUUCGUGCAAAAUUUAUAUGAAGAUUAUUGAAAGUAUUUGAUUUUAAAAAAUGAGGAAAAGAUGAUAAUAUGAGGUUCCUUUUAUAGGAUGUCUUCCUAUUCUAGUUUCUAUUUUGGUCUUUGGAAAUAUCAAUGUCAUCAUUUGGCUUUUUUUUGGCUAUUUAAAAAGACUAUUAUUUUAGUAGAGUAAUCAUUACUUUUAAAAAAAAAAACG